UUUGACAGUGUCACUGACUGGCCUUCUUGUCCCCCUGGUUCGUGUCUACGCUGGAUCUGGAGCUGACCCGACAUACCUCAAUGCGACCCGAGGAUAUGUAGAUGGAUAUGGGAAUACAGCAAGCAUAAGUGACUCCGUGAACUUCUCCCUUACCAAUAACACAGGCUUUCUUCUAAUUGCGAUUCCAAAAUCUGUAGUUGGCAUCUUCAAUAUGGACUUCAGAGUCACAGCUAUCGAAUGUGUGAGCCCCGAAGUGGCAUGUAAUGGCUCCCCUCACUGCUAUGACUGGUUAGAUGAUAGAUGUGAUGGAGAAAUCCAAUGUCGGGAUAGCCAGGAAGAUGAGUAUCGGUGUGAUGCUGACAAAAUCUUUAUAACGGAUGUGUUAGAUAGCAAGAUCUUUGUGGGCGAGAACAGUGGCUUCGACUUCCACGGCGAGGACAUCCGCGAAAUCCCACUGAACGGGGUUGAAGCUCCUACUGGUAUUGACUACGAUUACCGGACCGACGAGAUUUACUGGAGUGAUGAGGAUGCGAGGACAAUCAAUCGAGCUUCACUUGAUGGUUCGAACCAGGAAAUAUUGAUUGAAGGCAUUGGAUACCCGCAAGGAAUCGUCCUAGAUUUAAUGACGAACAGGAUGUUUUGGACUGAUACUCUUUUGGAACAGAUAGUGAGUGCUAGCCUACUCGGGUCUAACCGACGAACCAUUAUAAGUACGGGUCUUUAUCUCCCAUGGGGAAUCACAUUGUCUCAAAAAAGAGGGAAAUUGUACUGGACUGACGAAGGUAUAUCAACUGGAAAGAUUGAGAUGUCAAAUAAAGACGGAUCGGACAGAAGACAGUUGGUUACAGCACGCUUGAGAGAACCUAGGGGCCUGGCCCUUGAUUCUCAAGAACAGCGCCUGUACUGGACGGAGAGCUACUAUGAUGUGAUCGAGUCGAUUGAUCUUGAUGAUCUAUCUGAUCGAAAAGAUCACUUUUACGCUGAGAGUGGUGAUUUAGAGGUCUUUGGCAUCUCUCUCUAUUUCACCUCCAUCUACUUCACAGACUUCGCAUCUAGAGGUCUCCAUGAGGCAGACAUUGGAGUUGAGGAAAUCAGGGAUAUUACUGGAUUUUCAGCAGAAGCGCCUACCCAUGUCAAGAUUUAUGCCGACUUAACGUGCCCAGUUAACGAGUCUUGCCCCGGUAACAGUCGAUGUCAGCUCGUGGCGUAUAACACUCCCGAGUGCAUUUGUAUAGUGGGUUGGAAAGACUUGAACUGCCUUACAAGAAUCACAUGUACUCUCCCGAACCCACCGCCGAUGUCGUCUUUCGUAAACACCAGCGAUAGCUACACGGCUAGUACCACUGUGACUGUUACGUGUGACAAUGGCAAUGACCAAGCUGAGUGGAUUUGUAACGCUUAUACGGGAAACUGGGACAAAGAGCCAAUCGACUGCUCCGAUCAGUCUUCAGGUAUUCUUUAG
Messenger RNA from Strongylocentrotus purpuratus (purple sea urchin), 1462 nucleotides. Its product is annotated as very low-density lipoprotein receptor-like. Lineage: Eukaryota; Metazoa; Echinodermata; Echinoidea; Camarodonta; Strongylocentrotidae. The transcript has 8 exons. The record is from RefSeq and is a predicted model, not a curated record. The coding region runs from base 212 to 1462 and encodes 416 amino acids.